Messenger RNA from Salvia miltiorrhiza (redroot sage), 3644 nucleotides. RefSeq lists its product as uncharacterized. The coding region runs from base 391 to 3366 and encodes 991 amino acids. The record is from RefSeq and is a predicted model, not a curated record. The transcript is spliced from 10 exons. Lineage: Eukaryota; Viridiplantae; Streptophyta; Magnoliopsida; Lamiales; Lamiaceae.
CGUCAAUUUUGCCCCCAAUUUUCACACCGUGUCGCCCUUCAAUCACUUACACACCAUCGCAAUCACUCCCACUUUCGUCUCCACCGAAUUCUUUAUUUCUUUAUUAUGUAAGUUUUUGAGUCCAUUCCAUUUACAUGUCAUCGCGGGAUCUGCCCAUACUUCCCUUUUUCUGAUCGGUGAUGCUUUUUUAGCUUUAUUUAUAUGUUAAGCAAAUUUGUAGAUGAAUUGAUAUGGGGACUGUGGAAGGAAGCCGCAACCACAGUGAUUCUAACCGGAAAAAUUCGAAUGCCGAUUCAACCGGCGCCGCAGCUCAGCAAAUUGACACUCAGUUUUCUCCAGGUUGUGCUUUAGAAGGUAGGCAGAGACUAUGAUUUCCUAAACAUCAAGAAUAUGCCCUUUGAUGAUACUUAUCUAAUGGAAGAUGAAUUUGAAACCCAAAUGGCGAAUCUUGCUGAGGAAACCCAAAUGGCGAAUCUUGCUGAGGAAACACAAGUGGUGGAUCUUGAAGGGGAAACCCUAGCGAUGGAUCUUGAUGGGGAAACCCAAAUGGUGGAUUUUGGCGACGAAACCCAAAUGGUGGAUUUGUAUGAGGAAACCCAAGUGGUGGAUCUUCCAGGUGAAACUCAGGUGUUGGAUGAGUUCAAUGCCGAACUUGAUCUUGCUGAAUACAGACAAACAAAUAAAACUGAUGUCACAUGUGAGACCCAAAGACUAUCAGAGGAAGACUCUGCUAAUAUUGAUGGCAGUGUCUCCGUCGAACUGGAUAGCACAGUGGACAAGGAUCCUCCCAAGGAAGAGGAUUUACCUCAAUACGCGCUGCAGCAAUUAGGGCUUCUGGUUUGGCAGCCCGUGCUUCCAGGGGAUUUACCUCAAUACGUGCUGCAUCAAUUAGGGCUUCUGGUUUGUCAGCCCGUAGCCGAGGAGCUAGUCAUGGUUUGUCUCCCACUUGUACUGAUGUAUCUUCUCUGGAACAACAGACACCUGAAGCUAGAUGGUUCGUCUCUUGUUGGACAUGUGUCUAAGUCUGGCAGGAAAAGUGAUGGACAUUUUCUUGAGAAUGACUGCAAUAGUGAAUGUGAGAGGAAUUCAAACAGAUACAAGAUUCCUUGUACAGCUGUGAGGAAACUUUUCGGAGAGGAUCAAGAUGCAGAAGUUGAUAAAUCAGAAACCGAAAUCAACCAGAAAGAUGAUAAUCAUGAUAUGCCUGAGCUGCUUGCUUCAGAUAGCAUGGCGGGUUUAAGCUAUGUCAAUUCUCAGGAACCAGGGGAGCUGUCACAGGCACAUGCACUUGAGGUUGUCGACAGGUUUCUUGAUCUUAGUUUCAUGGAACAUGAUGAAGGCUUUGGCAAGAAAGUUCAAGAUGUACAUAAACCAAAAGGUGUCUCUGCUGCAAAAGGUUCUCGAGAUUUGGCCAAAAGAUCUACUCUCCAAAAUACAGUCGGAGAACGUGGGAUCUAUGAUUGGGAUGAUACUCGUGAAGAUGAUGGUGGGGGAGAGUUUUUUCUGAAGAAGAAAGAACUGUUCUUCGACAAUGAAGGUCCAAAGCCGAGAUGCUUCACUGAACCUCGUAAAUCCAAGUCUCUUAGAGAUAGUGAUAAAAAGGAGAAACCGUGCACUAAGACUAGACUAGGGGAUUUACUGUACUCAGAUUCUGGAUUGUUGCAUAAAACAAGAUCAAAGCAAAACUCUCAUGGAGAAGAGGUGGUGCCGAAGAAUAUUAUAGAGAAUUUGGAAGAACAGUUACAUGUGGUGUCUGGGCCUGAGGUGUCAGAUAAUUGUGCAGACAAGAACAUUCUGGAUAUAAGAGAUAUAGGUCCUGAUACUCAAAUGGCUGCUGAAGCUAUGGGGGAUUUAUGUUUUGAAGUACACUUGUCUGACAGUAAUAAAAGUGCGAUAAAGCUGUUAGCAGCACAGAAAAAACUGCUCCACGAAAUAAGUCGAGAAAUACUACUGUUCAUUCAGAAGAACACUUGCCAUAUUCCACUAGUAUUGGAGUUGUCACUAGACAAGCCAAACGAACAAAGAGGAUCAGCACCAGAAACAGUGGUACGUCCUCUCUUGCACCGGAUCGAUGUGAGUGCCCCUGGACGUGGGAAAAGGAAAAAUGCUGUCACUAUGACCAUAGAGGAAGUUAGAAGGGUUGGAUUAACUCGGUUAAAGCAAUCAAAUAAAACAUGUGAUAAAUCUAGUACUUCUGAUAUUAACGUAGUAGGUAAUCUACAAGAAAAAAGAUCUAGACCAGAAACAUCAGCUGAUAGAUGGUGUAGUGGAAUAGCAAGAUCAAGUGAGGUUGCUGCAACAAGAAAAUCAAGGAAUGAUGCUGCUGUAUGUGUUUCUGAUCGCCUUAAUGAGAAAUCGAUUCCAGAUGAUGCUGUUGGCACGAGCACAUCUAAGCAAGGUGAUGAGAAAGAUUAUGAUGAGGCACCUGCUGGAGGUGCAGAAAGAGAUGGCAGACGAGAAGCGUCACCAAGAUGUGGAACUCCAUACUCAACUUGUGCUACACCUACUACUCGUACGACACUGAGACACGAAGUAUCUCCUAUAUGCAUGGGGGAUGAAUAUCAUAAACAGUCCUGCAGAAAGAACCUGUCUGCAAUGUCCUUAAUGAAAGAACUUGAUGACCUUCGUACUGGUUCAUCGGAACCAUGUAGUGGAAUGAGAGAAUCGAGGAAGAGGAAGGAUAUCACAACUAUAAGAGUCCUGUUUAGCCAGCACCUGGAUGUGGAUGUUGUCAACAAGCAGAAAAAGAUAUUGGCUCGGCUGGGGGGUACAGUUGUAUCCUCUAUGUUAGAUGCUACACAUUUUGUCGCAGAUGAGUUUGUCCGCACAAGGAAUAUGCUAGAAGCAAUUGCUUCCGGGAAACCUGUGGUUACUAGCUCUUGGAUUGAAAGUUGUGGACAAGCUAGUUGUCUCAUCGACGAGAAAAAUUACAUACUUAGAGAUGCGAAAAAGGAAAAGGAGUUUGGCUUCUGUUUGCCAGUUUCUCUGGCAAGGGCGUCUCAACAUCCACUUUUACAGGGACAAAAGGUCUUUGUUACCCCUAAUACGAAGCCUGGUAAAGACAUUAUAGUCAACUUGGUCAAGGCUGUUCAUGGUUUGCCGGUUGAGAGACUUGGCAGAUCUGUAUUCAAGGACGAGCAACUUCCAGACGAUUUGUUGAUUCUAUCUUGUGAGGAAGAUUAUGAAGCAUGUGUUCCUUUUCUUGAGAAAGGUGGCACCAUCUAUAGCUCGGAGCUGCUGUUGAAUGGCAUAGUGAAACAGAAGCUAGAAUAUGAAAGGCACGGCCUCUUUACUGAUCAUGUCAAGAGGACUAGAUCAACAAUGUGGUUGAAGAAGACGAACAAGUUUCUUCCUGUAAAGGGAUGAGGUUUGCUUCUUACUAGGGGCCGCCUCGUCGCUCGUUGCUGGCGAGCCUCUUUGCUGAUCAUGUCAAGAGGACUAGAUCGACAAUGUGGUUGAAGAAGACGAACAAGUUUCUUCCUGCAAAGGGAUGAGGUUUGCUUCUUACUAGGGGCCGCCUCGUCGCUCGUUGUUGCCGGCGAGCCAUAGCGUAUGUAUAAUCUAGUCUUGAAGUUCGUCUCAACAGUUCGUUCUACAUGUAGAGAUGGAUUCAGUUUUGUGAAUGAAAGUUGAUAUUGUCUGCA